Scutellospora calospora is the source of this 1971-nucleotide messenger RNA. NCBI's taxonomy places the organism in Eukaryota, Fungi, Glomeromycota, Glomeromycetes, Diversisporales, Gigasporaceae. The record is from the annotation of a GenBank genome assembly.
AUGUCAUUAAUUCCCGUGGUUCUGCCUCAAUCCUCUCUUGGUUUAAUUCCUUCACCAGAUAUACCCGGUAUUCCAAAAGAAGGAAACGAUUAUUCAAAGUUAUUAGCUUAUUCUUUAUAUUUCUAUGAAGCUCAAAGAAGUGGAGUUUUGCCUAAAAAUAACCGUGUAUCAUGGAGACAUAAUUCUGCUCUCGAUGAUGGGAAGGAUAAAGGAUAUCAACUUUCAAACCAAACCGGUUAUCUUCGUGAAAUGAUCAAAUGGGGAACCGAUUGGUUGAUUGCUGCGCAUCCUAAACCUGACCAGCUCUUCACCCAAGUUGGUACAUUGACAUUCGACACUUAUGAGAUUAAUUCAACAGCACAUGGUACAGAUAUCGCGGCAGAAGUGGCUGCUGCUUUUGCAUCUUCAGCAAUUCUAUUUCGAGAUUAUUUUAAUGACACUUAUAUUCCUAGAAACGAAAACGGAUAUCGUACCUCAUUAUAUUAUGACAAAUUAGUUUAUGGCGCUAUUUGGUUGUAUCGUGUUACUAAACAACCUCAAUACUUAAAUAAAGCGAUUACUUAUUACAAUCAAUUUCAAUUAAAUAAUUCUACAAGAAUGAUGUCAUGGGAUGAUCAAUCAGCUGCAUGUAACAUUUUACUUACACAAAUAUUAUAUAAUGAAUCAAACGCAAAUCUCUCCUAUUGGAGAAAUGAAACUGAACGUUAUUUGGACGGAAUAAUUACGACUACAAAUGCCUGUAAUUUAACAAAAAGUGGACUUUUAUGGUGUGCUGCAGAUAGUAAAGCGGCAUCAAUACCUAUAUCUCUUAAUGGAGCUUUUGGAUUAUUUAUGUAUUCUUCUUACGCAUCUACAGAAGAAAAAUCUGAGACUUAUAGACAUUUUGCUUCUUUACAACUUGAUUAUUUAUUUGGUGCUAAUCCUAUGAAAAUGUUUUAUGUUGUGGCUGUUCAUCCAAAUUCUCCUAAAAAUCCUCAUCAUGCUGGUGCAUCUGGAGGAAGAAAUGUUGAAAAUUUAACUGAUCCACCAGUAACGAUGUAUCCGUUAUAUGGUGCAGUUGUUGGUGGUCCAGGUAUGAAUGACUCAUAUUCUGACUCAAGAAGUGAUUUUAUUCAAUCUGAGGUUGCGCUUGAUUAUAAUUCAGCAUUUCAAGGAAUAAUGGCGUAUUACGUCAUGAACACGUAUACUCCACUAAAUCCGAAAGGACCAAUAAAUCCGAUUAAUCCGAUUCCAAAUCCUAUUUCAUCAAAAUCAAAUCAAUAUAAAAAUAUUAUGAUUAUAGGAAUUAGUUUUGAUAUUGAAGAAAAUGAUAAAAGUAUUAAAUCGGAAAAAUUAAUCGUUUCUGAAAAAAAUAAUCAAGAAAUUAGUAAUGAUCCAUUAGAAAUUCUUGAACCAGAAAUUUAUCUAAAUAAUAAAAAUGAAAAAUUAAUGGUUUCUACUAAAGUUGUAAAUAUUGAAGAUAAUAAAGAUGUGGAAUUAGUUGAUGAAAGUAAUAAAUUAGUGGAAAUUGAAAAUAAUCAAAACGUUGAAAACGGGAAAUUAACAAAUUCCGAAGAUAAACAAAACGUGGAAAAUAAUAAAUUAGAAAAUGUUAUUGAAGAUAAUAAAGACAUUCAAAGUAAUAAAUUAGUAAAUAUUGAAAAUAAUAAAGAUGUGGAAAGUAAUAAAUUAGAGGAUAUCGAAAAUAAUCACGAUGCGGAAAGUAAAAAAUUGGCAGGUCUUGAAAGUUUUGAGGACAUGAAAGAUAAGAAACUGGCGGAUAAUCAAAACGCGGAAAGUGAGAAAUUAGUAGAUUUUCAAAGCAAUAAAGAUGUAAAAAGCGAGAAAGUAGAGGACAUUGAAAAUAAUCAAUCCGUGGAAAGCAAGAAAUUUGUGAAUCUUGAAAAUAAUCAAAACGUGGAAAGUGAGAGAUUUAUAGAUCUUGAAAAUAAAGAUGUGGAAAGUGUGAAAUUAGAUCCUGAAAAUAAAUAA